This is a messenger RNA of Cyprinus carpio (common carp), 2861 nucleotides long. RefSeq lists its product as uncharacterized. NCBI's taxonomy places the organism in Eukaryota, Metazoa, Chordata, Actinopteri, Cypriniformes, Cyprinidae. The record is from RefSeq and is a predicted model, not a curated record. Gene Ontology annotation, molecular function: sequence-specific DNA binding.
GUGAGAGCGACACGAGGCUCUCAGAAGUGACAGCUGAGCCUUCUGCUCCUCACAUCAGAGGACCUCCAGGCCUGUCCAGGAACAAGACGCAGUGUAGGAUCUGACCUUAUGAGAGAUAAUAUACAGGCCUACAAAACCACAUUUUCUUUCUUUCUUAAUAACAACUAUAAAAAGCCCAGACAAAGUUUAUGGAAGCUUGUUAAAAAAAAAAAAAUAAUGAAAUAAAUGCAACUUUUUAUCUUUCAUUUUCAAUUGCAAUUGCAAGGUUAUAAAUGCAGAUUUGUGCAUUUAUAAAAGUUCAGAUUGAGAGAGUGAUGAUGGGAGGAAAAAGUACAUUUCAGUGCUUCUGUGUUCUCUCACAAAAGUAUUGCAUUGCUCUGAGAACCUUAACGGAAAUAAUAUGGGAGGAACAUUUGUGUGCAAAGUUUCUCGUAAUAACAAUAUUUUGUGUGUGUGUAAUUUUAAAGCUGUAUGCACGUGUGUAGUCAGCACAUUUGUAUGUGCAUGUGUAAAUUAAUCAGUUUAUAUGUGCAAGUGUAAGUUUUGGGAGCGAUUCUCGCUGUUAACUAACUAUUAACUUUGAGUUUUGCCUUCGUAAACUCCUAAUUUGACCAUGUUGUGUAUAAGUGUGAAUGUAUGUUUGUGUAUGUAAGUGUAUCUAUACACAUAAGUGUGUAUUUGUAGAUGUAUGUGUGUGUGUGAGGUAUGUAUAGAUGUAUAUUUUAAGUUGUGAAAAAGAAAGGACACCCAAUUGAAAUCCAUGUUUUCCAUAUCAGUACAUAAUAAUAAUAAUAAUAAUGUGUCUGGAGCCUGAUGACUGCAGUAGGCAGCUAUAUUUCAUUUUUUAUUGAAUUAUUUAUAUAUGUGUGUUUGUUGACCGGGUACUGUUAUUAACAGUAUUUAAAAAUUAAUCUCAAACAAAAUUGAGUUUUGGAGCUUUUUGUGCUCGGGGGACUUGUUUUUCAGUGAUGAGGGCAGUAAGUGAUGGAUCCAAACUUUCAGGUGAAAAUGACAAAAUUAGGAAACCUUUCGUUUUCAUCUCAAGGUACAUGUAGCUUUAAAUGUAGCGCGGUCUCGGAUUGGCUGCUGCUGCUGGCGGUUUGAUUGACAGGCGAGCUGACCAAUCGUCACGCGGUUAUUCUGUCCCUCCGUUGCUAUUUAAUCCGACAAACAAAACAGUCCGACAACAAGCAUGUUAGGUUUUCUAAACUAACGUCGGGUGUUGACUUGGAAAAUGGUGAAAAGGUGCACGUAUGUGGCUUGCAACGCAGACAGCAGGUACCCAGAAAGGCUGGGCAACACACAGUUUCACCCGUUCCCUAAACCUGCCAGAAAUCUGGAGAAGUGUAUUAAGUGGAUAAGUUUGUGUGGCCGGCCUCAGCAGCAGCUCUGUGACAGACUGAGAAACCAUUCCACAGCCAAACACAUCUACGUGUGCUCAAAGCACUUCGUUGACGGCCGGCCGACUCCUGCUCACCCCGAUCCUCUGCCAGCAUUGAUAGAUGACUGUAGCAAGUCACAAACAGUGUCCGUGCCACCAAGAGAAGGACUACGAGAUGACCGCAAACCAGACAGUGCUGAAAACAUCAGGUGUGAUCUACAAGGUGAUUCCAUUGUUAUUAAAGAAGAGAUGGUAGCAGAAUCAAUAAUGGAGGAGAGCGCUGUGGUCAUUAAAAUGGAGUGUACAGAUGACCAAUCCCAGACAGAAGAAACACAGGUGGAACUGGAAAGACUGAAGACUCUUCUUGCUCUAAAAGAAAAAGAAAAUGACUUGCUAAGAGAGAAAAUACAAACUCAUCAGGCUCUUUACCCACUGACACCAGAGACUGUAAAUAACAGCAGCGUCCCUAACUACUUCAAAUACUGCACUGGAUUCACUUACGAUGAGUUUAACGAACUGUGCAGAUUUUUCACCCUUCCAGAUAACGAAGCGGUCCCACAAACACACAUCCCCUUUACAUGUGAUGAACUGAACAAGCACAUCCGCCACAUGCCUUUACGUCAACAAUUCCUACUUGUACUUCUGAAACUAAGACAAAACUUCGACCUGGAAGAGCUAGCUUUCAAAUUUCAAAUUGAUAUGCAAAGUGUUAGGACUUUAUUCAGUUCAUGGAUUGACUUCAUGUAUGACAGGCUCGGUAAUCUGUCUGUUUGGCCACACAGGGACAUCAUUGCAGAAAACAUGCCCGACAACUACAAAGCAGAGUUUCCAACAACUUUUGCCAUUCUUAAUUGCACAGAGAUAAAGAUAGAGAAACCUAGCUCACUGUUAGGACAAAGUCAGACCUGUUCUAACCGUAAGUCUACUAACACACUCAAGUCUCUGAUAGCCUGUGAUCCUCAUGGCUCCAUUAUGUUUGUGUCUACGCUAUACACAGGAUCAAUUUCUGACCAAGAGCUAUUCAGACGGUGCGAAAUCAAAGAUUUACUGAAAGGUCUGCUUCAGUGUGGCCACCUCAAGAGAGGGGAUGGGCUGAUGGUGGAGAAGGGGUUUCUCAUUGAGAAAGAUGUGAAGGAGCUUGGCCUUCAACUAAACAUUCCUCCGUUUGCACACAUGCCAGUCCCAGAUGUUCAGAUAGCAAAAAAAAUAGCCAAACACAAAGUGCAUGUAGAGAGAGCAAUAGCCAACGUCAAAAAAUUUAAGAUAGUGUCUGGUAGAAUCCCUAAUUACAUGUUAGAAAAUAUCAAUCAGAUAUGGUUGGUGGUGUGUAUGUUGUCUAAUUUCCAGCAACACAGCAUUCAGGCAUAGGUUGCUGAAGAAACCUCGUAGGGACAGCGAAGAGCUGCAGUUAAUUCACGGCCGUGAUUUCUCUCUGCCUGUCAUGCAAGUUAUUACAAUAAAUUAGCAUUUUGUAUCCAAA